This is a messenger RNA of Myotis davidii, 2407 nucleotides long. It is a transcript of the gene NEIL1, whose product is annotated as nei like DNA glycosylase 1. NCBI's taxonomy places the organism in Eukaryota, Metazoa, Chordata, Mammalia, Chiroptera, Vespertilionidae. Bases 934 to 2088 code for a protein of 384 amino acids. Gene Ontology annotation, cellular component: nucleus. Gene Ontology annotation, molecular function: DNA N-glycosylase activity; damaged DNA binding; DNA-(apurinic or apyrimidinic site) endonuclease activity. Gene Ontology annotation, biological process: base-excision repair. The transcript has 7 exons. The record is from RefSeq and is a predicted model, not a curated record.
AAGGAGUCUGCCCUGGCUAAAGGGCCCCUCUGCCCGACCACAUCUGCGCCUUAGAUCCCUCAGCAUCUCGGGGAGGUGUGGGAGGCGGGGGGGAGGGAGGUAAGCGGCAAGCUCCCCUCCUCAGCCAGGUGGCCAGGGGUAAGGAGAGGUGGAGCAGGUUCCCCUUGGGCCUAAGCGCCGAGCAGGCGUGUCCUGUUCGAUCCUGGACCUUUAGCCUGGAGCUCUUCGAGACCUACCAGGCACAGACGUACCUAGAGACAUCUGCAUCCCCUCCUCCUGUCCUGACUCGUCCUGCCAGCUGAGCCUCUCUGAACGUUAGUUUUCCCAGCUCCCAACUCCCAGGUGCGGUCCAUGCUCAUUCCCUCAGGGAUUAUGACAACAGAUGAGGUCGGUUCUGAGCGGUGCGGUGAACAAGCUGAGCUUUCAGGGGAGAGGUAGAGGCAGACAACAGCCGAUUUCAGAUAUGGGAGUGCCAUGAAGAAAAGAAAACGUGUCUGGUGGCGGCUGGGGUGGAGAGGCUACUUCAGAAGGGUGACCAGGGAGGGUGGCUCAAGUGCUCUGAGGCUGAGCAAAGGCGGGGGGUGAGAGAGCAGUGUGCUUGGAGCAAGUGAGUGAGGGGGAGCCUGGGAAGAAAUGAAAUGACAACAUGGGCCCAGGAAGGAUCUGGACUUUAUUCUAAAAGCAGCGAGGGUUCAUGGGAGGUUCAUAAAGGCACUCACGCUCUCCCAGCCUGAACUUACCAGUGCCAUGGGCUUUCCCAGCAUUUUCAGUUGGGGGCCAAGGGCUGUGGCCAGGCCAGCAGAAUUUUCUGCCAAACCCAGCUGUCCAUGAUCCCCUGAUUGGCAGGGCCCUCCUUUGUGAAAUGGGGGUGAUGAAUCCUCCCUCACAAGGUGCACACCUGUUCUAACUUGCAGCCAUCCUCCCCCCCACAAAAUGCCUGAGGGCCCUGAGCUGCAUCUGGCCAGCCAGUUUGUGAACGAGGCAUGCAGGGGGCUGGUGUUUGGCGGGUGUGUGGAGAAGUCACCCAUCAGCCGCAACCCUGAGGUGCCCUUUGAGAGCAGUGCCUACUACAUCUCAGCCUCAGCCCGUGGCAAGGAGCUUCGAUUGACACUGAGCCCCCUGCCUGGGGCCCAGCCCCCACAGGAGCCAGUGGCCCUCAUCUUCCACUUUGGCAUGUCUGGAUCCUUCCAGCUGGUACCCAGCAAUGCACUACCACCCCAUGCCCAUCUGCGCUUUUACACGGCUCCUCCUGGUCCCCAAUUCACCCUCUGCUUCGUGGACAUCCGCCGCUUUGGCCACUGGGAGCUCACGGGCGAGUGGCAACCAGGCCGCGGGCCAUGCGUCUUGCUGGAGUAUGAACAGUUCAGACCAUGUCCCUCCAGGGAGAAUGUGUUACGAAACCUGGCAGACAAGGUCUUUGACCGGCCCAUCUGUGAGGCCCUCUUGGACCAGAGGUUCUUCAAUGGCAUUGGCAACUAUCUGCGGGCAGAGAUUCUAUACAGGCUGAGGAUACCCCCCUUUGAGAAGGCCCGCACUGUUCUGGAGGCACUGAAGCAGCACAGGCUGGCGGCAAGGGCUAUGGGCAAGCGAGAGGGGAGGAGGAUUUUGCACCCUUUCGAGCCUGGCUGCAGUGCUAUGGCAUAUUGGGCAUGCGCUCCCUGCGGGACCGGCACGGCCGUACCAUCUGGUUCCAGGGGGAUCCUGGACCUCUGGCACCCAAAGGGGGCAAGUCCCAUAAGAAGAAAUCCAGCAGAGCACAGCGGGGUCCUGAGGAUGGAGUGGAGGAUCAUCCACCCCCAAGCAAGGCCCCUUCCAGGACACGAAGGGCAUGGAGAGGCCUUCCUGAGCAAACAACAGCCCAGCAGCCUGAGGGGACCAGCCUCCAAGACCCAAAAGUCCCCCCAGUCACUGAGAAAGGGAAGAGGAGAGGGCGAAGGGCCAACUCAGGUGGGCCUUCCUGAGCAUUUUCCUCUGGAGAUGGAAGGGGCACCACCAAACGGGGCUUUCCAGAAGGAAAGGAUGGCAGUACGGGCAGAGGUUACUUGUGAAAAGGAAGGCUGUCCGGGCAAUCUUCAACCUGGGGUCUGAGUUGCCACCUCACCUGUCCUCCCCACAGGCUGCUGCAGACCUUAAAAGAUAAAGACUGCCACCCCAUCUUUGGAGCCUGAGGAGACCUCAGCCUCUUAGCAGGAUCUCCUUGCUUGCACCUAUCCCUUCCCGCUGGCUUGCCUUGGAUCUGGGGGGUUGUGUGGCUUUCUAGAAGCAUGCAACAGGUUAAAGGGGCUAGAUGCCUGUGACCUUGUGGCUGUUCCCCACAUAACUAUGUUUUUAAUUGUGCCCACCAUCCCCAUUUUUUAAGCCCAUGUGAAAAAUGCUGUAUUUUUAAAAAUAUAAAUUGGUAAACUUC